AUGUCUUCCUCGAUCGCCAGAAUCCAUAAGCGUCAUGCAUACACGAAGGAUGCUCACACUUAUUACCCGGUCCUCAUAGUAGGUGCCGGAGAGUCAGGCGUGGCCAUGGGUUGUCGUCUCAAAGAGGUCCUGGGAACAGAUCAGUUCCGGAUCUUUGACCGCCAGUCCGGUAUUGGAGGUACCUGGUGGAUCAACCGGUAUCCUGGAGCUGCUUGUGAUGUCCCCGCGUUGUUAUACUCGUUUUCGUUUGCCCAGAAGAAGAACUGGACUACACUGCAUCCGUCGGGCGCUGAGCUGGCCCAGUAUUUUGCGGAUGUCUGUGAGAAGUACGAGAUCGUGGAUAAGAUCCAAUUCAAUACCGAUGUCAAGGAACUUCGAUGGAUCGAAGAAGACGAGGAGUGGGAGGUCACACUCUCGCACCUAGUCCCUGGAACCGGCGAUUUGGCCCAGCAUGAACGAGACAGAAUUGCAGCCGAGCACGGUCAGAACAGCGUCUACGUCAAGACAGAAAUUGUACGCGCUAAGGUCGUCGUCAGUGGUGUCGGUGGUCUGGUAGAGCCUAAGACAUGGCCCAAGGACAUCCCCGGCAUUGAGGACUUCGAAGGUGAGACCAUGCAUACCGCUCGCUGGAACGACAAGAUUGAUCUGCGGGACAAGGACGUGAUCAUAGUUGGUUCCGGCUGCAGCGCCGCCCAGGUCCUGCCUGAACUGGCCAAGCCAGAAGCCAAUGUUCGAUCCAUCACUCAACUCAUGCGAACUCCUCCGUGGGUCCAGCCUGAUAUGGUUCCUCCUUCGAAACUUCCCGUGUACGAAAAAGUGUCACCUUUGUUGAUGACUUACGUGCCUGGACUGGCAUCUUUCGCGCGUAGCACGCUAUUCUUCACGUUGGAGAAAGGAUUCUACGAUAUGUUCUCGGACUCUGCGUGGGGCCGACGGUCUCGGGCGAAGUUGGAGAAACGGUACUUGGAGCACAUGCGCAGCGUUGCGCCGAAGGAAUACCACGAGAUCCUGACGCCAAACUACAGCCUGGGCUGCAAGAGACGAAUCAUCGAUGGCACUUGGUAUCGCAGUCUGCAUGCGCCUCAUGUGGAGUUGACCACUCAGCCUCUGACCCAGGUCCAUGCAAAGAGCGUGACGCUUGGUCCAGGUGCUCACUAUCCACCCGGCAAAACCGAAGGCGUGGAUAAGGUGAGGGAGAUCCCCGCUGAUGUGAUCAUCAUGGCCAACGGAUUCGAGACCAAUCAAUGGCUGCACCCCUUGAAGGUGACUGGCCGGAAUGGCAAGGACCUGGGAGAGGUCUGGGCAGAGCGUGGAGGCGCUCAGGCGUACCAGGGUAUUGCCAUGGAUUCUUUCCCCAACUUCUUCAUCGUUUUCGGUCCGAAUACAGCAACUGGACAUACCAGUGUCAUCUUCGCGACGGAGAAUGCCGUCAACUACUCGCUGCAAUUCAUCAAGCCCAUUCUCAGUGGCCAAGUCAGCACAUAUGAGGUCAAGGAAGACGCUGAGCGCAACUGGACUCGCUGGGUGCAGGAUACACUUCAGAACUCAGUGUUCCGUCGUGGAGUUUGCUCCAGUUGGUACAUCAAUGCCGAUGGUUGGAACUCGAGCACAUAUCCAACCACCCAGCUUCACUAUUGGUACCGGUGCACGUUCCCCAAGUGGGAGCAUUGGAACGUUAAGCUCACACGCAAGGGACGCAUACUGCAGGCAAUCCGGAAGACUCUGCAGGCUUGCAUUAUCUUUGGUCUGAGUGCGGCUAUCGGUUGGCUGUACAAUCAUCCUGAGCAGAAGACCCAAAUGGUGCAGGCAUUGCUCAACAUCCUGCGGGCCAUGGCUUCGGAUUCACCCCAGCUGCAGAUGUCUCCGCCGGAGACGGAUCUUCGCGACCAGUCCACUGAAGCGCCUGAUUCCAACAAGCGGAAGGCGGAACAAGGCAACGGAACGCAGGCGCGCGCAAAGCGGAAUCGCUACAUUUCCAUCGCAUGUAAUGAAUGCAAGCGGCGCAAGAUUAAGUGCAAUGGCCAGAUUCCCUGCCAACGAUGUGGUCAUUUGAAGCUAGAAUGUCGUUAUGCCCCUAAUUGCUGUAACAACAACUUCAAGGACUCAGAUGAAUUCCGAUCCUUGACAGAUCAGAUCAGCAUUUUGCAGGACCAGGUCAAUAGCUUGUUCAGCAAUCUCAAUGACCUUCGCACCAAGACUUCAACCUUCGAGUCACCACCGUUUGACCAUCUAUCCCGUGAUGGAACUCAAUCGAUCUACACUUCACUGUCCGCUGGGCCCACAAAGUCCCAAGCUCGCCCCCCACGCUUCCACGGCCCAACAAGCUCUGCUUUUAACUUUGAUGUCGCCAAAUCCAGUCUGCAAAAUAUGGGUAUCACGCCAGCGGAAGACGGGAUUUCAGACGACAUGACGACAGCACAUAUUACUCCAACAGGCUCACCAGCUCCCAAUAUGGGGCAGCUUCUUCCGAACAUACACCCCACCAAGGAUCCAAUAUGGACCAUCCGACGGGAAGAGGCACUCCGUCUUCUGAAAGUGUAUGAAGAAGAGAUCGGGAUCAUGUAUCCCUUGGUAGAUAUUGGCAGGAUUACCAACCAGGCCAAUCUGCUCUACAUGUUCAUUGAAGCUGCUACCAGGACAGGCUUCGCACAGCGAGGGCUUCCAGGCCACCACGCUGGUCGUGGAGGGGGCGGCGAAAGCGAGCUGGGGCAGCGACUUUACUUGAGUGUUAAGCCGUACAUAGAAUCGAAGUUGUGGGACUCACAUACGAUCAAAACAAUUCAACUAUUCGGUCUUGUGGCUACAUAUCAUUUCCACACAGAUGAUGAUGCUAUGGCAUAUCGGCUUAUCGGAUUGGCAGCGCGAAUGUGUCUAGAGAUGGGACUGCACCGUCGGGACGCUUUGGUAAAAUCCUUCCCCAAUGAGCAAUGGGUCGAUAUCACUCGGCUAUUCUGGUCAAUUUACAGCUUGGACCGACGGUGGAGUUUGGGAACGGGAUUACCAUUUGUGAUCCAGGACGAGGAUAUUGAUCCCAACCUACCAGAGCCUGAUGCAACACUUCCUUACUUGCGCUGCAUGAUUUUAUACAACCGGAUCAGCUCCAAGAUUUGGUACUCUGGCUUGGGCUCCGAGGGCACGACCGACAUACGUCGUGAUGAGAUUGGCUACCUGGACUAUCAGAUCUUGCAGUGGUACAAGCAGGUCCCAGAUGAGCUGAAGUUCUAUCCCGUCGAGUCUCCUAAGAGCGGUGAACCCGUAAGCAGAGGCAUGAGACGACUGAGGGUUCUCCUAUAUCUGCGAAUGAACCAGUUGCGGAUAUUGAUCUAUCGCCCAGUGCUGCAUUCAGCGGCUAGCAUUUCCGAAGAUCGAGGCCACGCUCAGACCGUUGUGGACGUCGCCAAAGACACUGUCCAGGUGCUCACUCGGCUGAACCAGAUGUCCGAUAUCUACCGGACACAGCAGAUCACAUUCAACUACUUCCUCGUUGCUGCAUUAGCCGUGCUGCUUCUAGCAGUGUCCCACGCUCCCGCUGACUUCAACCGGCAGGUGCGCGAUGAAUUCUACAUGGCCCUUGAUCUGAUCAAUGGGUUCAGUACCAAGUCUUACGUCUCCAAACGGUUAUGGAAGACAAUCAAGGGUCUUCGAAUGAUUGGAGAGAAGCUAGGAAUGCUCGCCCGUCCCUUUGGAACGGACUCUACAGAUCCUCACUCGAGUGCUGCGGUGGCAAUGGCCGGGCUCGCGGGGCAUCCAAUCCAGGACCUUUCUAUGUAUGGGCCCAUGAAUGGUGGACACGAACUCGGAAGUAGUCCUCUCAAUGGUCUCCAGAUGAGCCAUGAGUUAACGAAUCUGUUUGAGGCUGUUGGUUCUUUUGGGAAUUUCAUCCCGACGACCACUGCUGACGGUCUGAGUGGUUUCGUUGGGUCGGAUGGGGAGAUUCACAACACCGGAGAGGGUUUAUCGGGGGUGCUGGGUGACGAGGGGGAAUUUGCUCGCGUCAUUCGAGAUUUAUUUUGA
This is a messenger RNA of Penicillium bovifimosum, 4014 nucleotides long. RefSeq lists its product as uncharacterized. The record is from RefSeq and is a predicted model, not a curated record. The coding region runs from base 1 to 4014 and encodes 1337 amino acids. Lineage: Eukaryota; Fungi; Ascomycota; Eurotiomycetes; Eurotiales; Aspergillaceae. The transcript has 10 exons. Gene Ontology annotation, molecular function: DNA binding; N,N-dimethylaniline monooxygenase activity; DNA-binding transcription factor activity, RNA polymerase II-specific. Gene Ontology annotation, biological process: DNA-templated transcription; regulation of DNA-templated transcription.